Trichobilharzia regenti is the source of this 1009-nucleotide messenger RNA. Lineage: Eukaryota; Metazoa; Platyhelminthes; Trematoda; Strigeidida; Schistosomatidae. The record is from the annotation of a GenBank genome assembly.
CACCAUCCACUGAUAGUCAAGAUGGUUAUUGGUAUUAUGGUAGUUGGACAAUGGUAACAAAUAGUUCAGGGAUGAGAAUUGUGUUGAAAGCUGAGAUGGCGAAAGCAUGCAUCUCAGUGAUGAUCGCCCCUCUUGUCAACUACUUUCAGGAGGGUGGCUACACACCAAGUGUAUUGAUGAAGGAUAACUAUGCAUGGAGAAUACUUCGAAGUGGUAUAACGGAGAAAUAUGGUCUGACAGAUGAAUCUGACAAGAAGAAGGCGAUGCUUGUCACUGGUCAUUGGGUUUCGAAAUCGGUUGUUUUCCAUAUGGCCACGAAACACCGACAACUUCGACAUCCAAUCCGACCUGUGAAGAUAAUUGGCUACGAGCAGUCUCUCAAAACACUGGAUAUCAGUAAAUAUUUCUUUUAUGUACCAGUUGGUUUCACAAACACACGUAUUGCCUACAUGAUCGCCAAUAGGAUGGUUCGAUCCGUGUGCAUUCCCCUCUUUGAAGAUUUUUCUGAACUGAUUGAAUUACAACAGCUUUACUGUCAAAUAAUCAGUGAUCCAUUCCACUACCACAUAGAUGCUGAGUAUCUGACUAAUUCACCGAAGAAGAAAAUUACUGACACAUCGAAAAACCGGUUCAGUCGACUCACCACAUAUCUAAACAUCUUCGAGCCGAGAAGUGAGCUACUGCUUUAUCCCCAGUUGUGUGUAAAUGGGAAAACCCGUGAGAAAUACUACUUUGAUUACAAUGAUCACUUGGAGAAUACUCUGAGUGUGAUAUACACUGAGAUCUAUAUGCCGAGUGGAAAUCAUUUACAGGAUGUUCUGAAAGAUGUCUGCAAGAUUUCGGUUAAAUUUCCACCGGAGGAUAAUAUGCUGAAAGAUUGUUGGGAGAAAUAUGUUGUCGACGAAAAGAUUCAACAAUCGAUUCUCCAUUAUUAUCAAUCAAGAUCCCCACGUGUACCUCGUUGAAUUGAAGUUCCAAUGUGGAUGACGAUACUCAUAUAUGUUUGUAG